Messenger RNA from Cuscuta epithymum, 1756 nucleotides. The record is from the annotation of a GenBank genome assembly. Lineage: Eukaryota; Viridiplantae; Streptophyta; Magnoliopsida; Solanales; Convolvulaceae.
UCGCUUACCCUGGUGCCCCCUCCUCCUGUCUACCUUUUAUAUAUACUCGUAUUUUUCUGUACACUUUAGAACCCUAAAAUUAUCUGUAUCCGCUCGCUUGCUCGCUUCGUCGUAAAACCCUAUCUCUCUCAGUCGCUCUCCUUUUUUCUUCAUCAAAUGGAGUUCUGGGGUGCUGAGGUCAAAAGUGGACAGCCACUAGCUGUGGAGCUGGGCAUGGAGAAGAUCUUGCAUCUUUCUCAGGCCAAUAUUGGUGAGGUUAAGAAAGAGAAAGGCCCCGAAUCUAUUUGUUUGUACGUCACUGUUGAUGAUAAAAAAUAUGUUCUUGCUACACUCAACACUGAGAAGCUGCCACAGCAACAAUUUGACUUGUAUUUUGAGAGAGACAUUACAAUAUCACACAACUGGAAAAAUGGAAGUGUCUACUUUCAUGGAUAUGUGGGUUCAGAUGAAAUGAGUGAUGAUGAAGAUGAUACAGAUACCGAAGAACCUCUCCAAAUUGAAACCAAAGCAGCUAAUGGCAAACCCCUUGCCAAUGAAAAGAAUGUGAAACCUUCCUUUGUCGAAAAGGAAGAUGCUGCCAAGGGUUCUGCUGCAGGUAAGAAGAAGGUGAAAAUUUCGGAACCCAAGAAAGGAGUGGAGGAUGACAAAGAAGAUGAAAGCAGUGGGGAAGACAAUGAAAUGGAAGAUGAUGAUGAUGAUUCUGACUCAGGAGCAUCAAUUGAGGAUGAAAGUGAUUCUGAAGAAGAGGAUUCUGAAGAAGAGGAGGCACAGGAAACACCGAAGAAGGUUGAAAGUGGCAAGAAAAGACAGCCUGAAUCUUCUGCAAAGAAAACACCCGUUCCUGCCAAAAAAGUCAAAUUGACUACUCCCCAGCAGAAAACUGAUGGGAAGAAGGGUAAUACACAUGUAGCUACACCACAUCCUUCAAAGAAAACUGAAAAGACACCUCUUGCUCAGAAGACUCCAAAAUCAGGAGGUUCCCAUCAAUGCAAAGAAUGCAAUAGGACUUUUGGCUCUGAAAGUGCUCUGGGUUCCCACUCACAAGCCAAGCAUAUUGCUGGAAAGUAAAUUUGACCCCCAUGCAGAGACAGGAGUAUUUCUAGGCAGUCCAAGACUUCUUUGUUCCUGCGGUUAUAGUAUUAAUAGAGAGAGGCAGUUUAGUAUGUUUUGGUUCCAGCAACUCUCUUUGUUAGUUCUGAUUUUGCUAUUUGAGGGGUAUUCAAACUUUUAUAUCAAGUUUUGUUUUGUUAUGAUGGGAGGUGAUCGAUCAAGUGAAUGACUUUAUUCCAAAGCAUUUUCGUCCUUGCUUUUACGUAAUCUAUAAUUUAUUUUACAUACUGGCAAUGUAUAUCUGUAUAUGUAGACAACUUAGAAGUGCAGGUGAUGAAGAUGUGAAAUUAAGAGCCCGUUUGGAGAACUCUGUUUUCGGCUUAUCAGGUUUAUCAGCCAGCUUUUUCACCAAACACGUAACUUUUACUUUCGCGCGCUGAAUUGUGUAAUAAGCCGAAAAAGUAAGGUUGGAGUUACUUUUCUGGCUGUAUUGGCUGAAGUUACUGUGGAGGACCAUUUUAGCUAUUUUUACAUAUAAUUUUUUCUUUAAUUUAUUAAUAAAAUAUAUUUUUAAAAUAUUUUUUUCUUAAAUCAGCAGAAUCAGCCAAAACAGCCACUCCAGUCAGAAUAUCAUAAAUUUCAACAGAAUCAGCCAAAACAGCCGAUUUUGGUGCUACCAAACGGGCUCUAAAUUAAUUUACUCGAG